UACCAUACAAUACCACAUUUAUUGCAUUGCCCAGACAAAAAUAACAUCUUCACAUCAUCAUCAACAUCAUCACCACCGUCAGAACAUUUCGCCCACUUGUCCUCGCUGCCGUGUGCUUUCCGGCAGGAAGCCGAUCUGGAUUCUGGUCAGACGGGGUAUUUAAUAGGUUGCUGAAAAAGUUAAUCGUCUAUUGUCUUUUUUAUUAUUUUUUUGUUGUUGUUGUUGUUAUUUCUCUUUAGAUUGUGUACGGUUAAUUUAGCUGUCUGCAGUUAAGAGCUUGAACAUGGGUUUAAUGCUUUUUUUAGUUUUUGUAUAGUAGAUUUUGGACGGUGUCUGGGAGAGGUAGCUGAUUGAGGAGGUGUACUGGGUAUGUGGGUUGCUCUUAAUUGGAAUCAUGGGUGUGUGGCAGUACUGUUUCUGGACUUUUGGGGAAGAAGUGAAGCUGAUUAGCUGAAUCUUUGAAUUACUAUUUUUCUGGGGUUUAUUGAAGUUCUGAUCUUUUAGGGGAACUAGGUUUUAUUGGUAUUACAAUUCACUCGAUUCAGUUUGCAAAUUUGGAUCUUUUGGCUCUCUGGGUUUGAUCUAUGGAGGCUAGAUUUGGAGGUGAAGCUCAGGCUCAUCAUUUCUACAGUACAGGUGCCACGAAUUUACGGGCAGUGGGGAAGAGAAGUUUAGAGUGGGACUUGAAUGACUGGAAAUGGGAUGGUGACCUUUUCAUAGCUAACCCUUUGAAUCCAGUGCCAUCUGGUGGCAUGGAUAGGCAAUUUAUCCCUCUCGCUACAGGAAUUUCAGUGAAUGGGAAUUCAUCCAAUAGUUCAUCCUCCUGUUCUGACGAGGUGAAUCUGGGAAUUGAGAAAGGAAAGAGGGAGUUGGAGAAAAGGAGAAGGGUUAUUGUCAUUGAAGAUGAUAAUUUGCAUGGUGAAGAAGUGGGUAGCCUUAGCUUGAAGCUUGGUGGACAUGGUUAUCCAGUUAGUGAAAGGGAGAUGGGAAAUUGGGAGGGAAAUAGUGGAAAAAAGACCAAGUUGGUUGGUGGUAGCAUGAGCCGUGCUGUUUGUCAGGUGGAGGACUGUGGUACUGAUCUGAGCAAUGCCAAGGAUUAUCAUAGGAGGCACAAGGUUUGUGAAAUGCAUUCCAAGGCCAGUAAAGCCCUUGUGGGAAACGUUAUGCAGCGUUUUUGUCAGCAGUGUAGUAGGUUUCAUGUUCUUCAAGAGUUUGAUGAAGGGAAGAGAAGUUGUCGCAGACGGUUGGCUGGCCAUAAUAAAAGGAGGAGGAAAACAAAUCCCGAUGCUGUUGCUAAUGGGACUUCAUUGAACGAUGAACAGACUAGCAGUUAUCUAUUGAUAAGUCUCCUAAGGAUACUUUCAAACAUGCACUCUAAUAGGUCAGACCAAGUGACAGACCAGGAUCUGUUAUCUCAUCUGUUAAGGAGCCUUGCAAGCCAUACUAUUGACCAUGGGGGAAGAAACAUAUCUGGGCUUUUUCAAGAAUCUCGGGAUGUGCUGAAUGAUGGCACUUCAUUUGGAAAUUCAGAGCAAGUUGGACAUGUGCAUGGUGCUAACGGUGCAACUAUACAAACCUCUUCUUCUAUAAAACCUAGCAUUCCAAACAACUAUCCGGCAUUUUCAGAAGUUCGAGACAUCACUGGAGGGCAGGUCAAGAUGAACAAUUUUGACUUGAAUGACAUAUAUAUCGACUCAGAUGAUGGUGCUGAAGAUAUAGAGAGAUCGCCUGUCCCUACAAACAUGGGGACUAGCUCUCUUGAUUGCCCUUCAUGGGUACAACAAGAUUCACAUCAAUCAAGUCCGCCACAGACAAGUGGUAAUUCAGAUUCAGCAUCUGCUCAGUCACCUUCUAGUUCUAAUGGAGAUGCACAGAGUCGUACAGAUCGGAUUAUUUUCAAACUUUUUGGCAAAGAACCAAAUGAUUUUCCUCUUGUCCUGCGAGCCCAGAUUCUGGACUGGCUGUCUCAUAGCCCCAUUCGUCAGGCUGAGACCAAAUGGGAGGAACUUUGCUGUAAUCUUAGCUCCAGUUUGAGUAGGCUUCUGGAUGUAUCGGAUGAUGCUUUCUGGAGAACUGGAUGGGUUUAUAUUAGGGUGCAGCAUCAAAUAGCAUUUGUUUACAAUGGUCAGGUUGUUGUAGAUACAUCCUUACCUCUCAGAAGUAGCAGCUAUAGUAGAAUUUUAAGUGUCAAGCCAAUUGCAAUAUCUGCAUCCGAAAGAGCUGAAUUUGUGAUUAAAGGCAUCAACUUGUCUCGGCCUACCACAAGACUACUAUGUGCAGUAGAAGGGAAGUAUAUGUUUCAAGAGAAUAAUCAAGAACUAAUUGACAGUGUUGAUAACUUCAAAGGAUAUGAUGAGCUCCAAUGCGUUAACUUUUCUUGUUCUAUUCCUACAGUAUCUGGGAGAGGAUUCAUUGAGAUUGAAGAUCAAGGUUUCAGCAGUACCUUCUUUCCUUUCAUAGUUGCAGAGGAAGAUUUUUGCUCAGAGAUCCGUAUGCUUGAGAAUGUGUUGGAUUUCACUGAAACAAAUGCUGAUGUUAAUGGAAUUGGAAAAAUGGAAGCCAAGAAUCAAGCCAUGGAUUUCAUUCAUGAAAUAGGUUGGCUUCUCCACAGAAGCCAAUUAAAAUAUAGAUUGGCUGACUUGGAUCCUUACACUGACCUCUUCCCUUUGAAACGGUUCAAGUGGCUUAUGGAGUUCUCCGUGGACCAUGAAUGGUGUGCUGUAGUGAAAAAACUGUUGAACUUACUAUUCAAUGGUGUUAUUGGUAUAGGAGAGCAUUCAUCUCUAAAUGUUGCAUUAUCAGAAAUGGGCCUUCUUCACCGAGCUGUGCGGAAGAAUUCUAGGUCUCUGGUGGAGCUCCUUUUAAGAUAUGUCCCUGAGAAAUCAGGAGCUGUAAACAAUUUGCUUAUUGGCGGAAGCAGUGAGAACUUUCUGUUCAGACCGGAUGUUGCUGGACCUGCAGGUUUGACGCCUCUUCACAUUGCAGCUGGUAAAGAUGGUUCUGAAGAUGUAUUGGAUGCAUUAACUGAUGAUACUGGAAUGGUAGGAAUUGAAGCAUGGAAAAACGCCCGUGACAGCACAGGCUUCACACCAGAAGAUUAUGCUCGCUUGCGUGGCCACUACUCAUAUAUCCACUUGGUACAAAAGAAGAUUAACAAGAAACCAGCUGUGGGGCAUGUGGUGCUUGACAUUCCUGGGACUCUACCCGACUGCAGCAUAAACCAGAAGCAAAAUGAAGGGGUGUCCACCAGCUUUGAGAUUGGACAAACGGCAAUAAGACCCAUUCAGCGGUCAUGCAAGCUUUGCCAUCAAAAGCUGGAUUAUGUAACAGCUGGCAGGUCAUUGUUGUACCGACCGGCAAUGCUCUCAAUGGUGGCCAUUGCUGCGGUUUGUGUCUGUGUAGCUCUUCUAUUCAAGAGCUCUCCUGAAGUUGUGUAUGUCUUCCGCCCGUUCAGGUGGGAAUUGUUGGGCUACGGAACAAGCUGAGGUCCUCCCAACCUGAUGGCUUAUGAUAGGUUGUGUGCAUUUAUAGACUGUAAAGUUGAGAAUCAAAUGUACCGGUGCUUUAGACAAGCGUCAGAUUCAGUAAUGUUAUUGACAUAUUUAUCAACUGUUUAGUUUGUUUUUCAGCGGUGAUUUAUUAAUGAGAGAGCAUUAUGAGAUCAUUGCACUUUAUUA
This is a messenger RNA of Jatropha curcas, 3677 nucleotides long. The record is from RefSeq and is a predicted model, not a curated record. NCBI's taxonomy places the organism in Eukaryota, Viridiplantae, Streptophyta, Magnoliopsida, Malpighiales, Euphorbiaceae.